Eupeodes corollae is the source of this 1555-nucleotide messenger RNA. RefSeq names its product protein yellow-like. Gene Ontology annotation, cellular component: extracellular region. Bases 144 to 1523 code for a protein of 459 amino acids. The transcript has 2 exons. Lineage: Eukaryota; Metazoa; Arthropoda; Insecta; Diptera; Syrphidae. The record is from RefSeq and is a predicted model, not a curated record.
UCAUAAUACUUAUUAUUUCACUUCAUUUCGCGAGUAGUACUCACCGAAGCAAGAAGCAAGUUUCUAAGAAACGUUUUGAAUUUUUUCAUCAUCACACCUAAACCUUGCUCCGUUUGUUCAACUGUUUAAGUUGUCUGGUCGAAAUGUUGCAACCGAGUUGUCUGCAAUUUGUGACCCUGAUCGGGUUAUCUAUUGUUGCGAUUAUCAAUGGAACAUCAUUUCCAACAAUAAAUAACAAUUAUUUGCCACCAAUCGGGCCCAGUUUGGAUCCCAUUUCGUCAUCACCAAAUCCCUUUCAAAUCGUCAACGAAUGGAAGUACUUGGACUUUGAUUAUCCAACGUUUGCCCGCAGGAAGGCAGCUCUUGCCAACAAUGAAUUAAUUCCCCAGAAUAAUCUUCCCUUGGGCAUCGAUGUGUAUGCGGAUCGGAUUUUUGUGACAACUCCUCGUUGGAAGGACGGAGUUCCGGCCAGUUUGAGUGUGCUGCCAUUUCCACCCAAGGAACUCAGUCCCUCGCUCCAGCCGUAUCCCAAUUGGGAGGAGCAUGGAGAUCCCUACAAUCCCGACUGCUCGAAACUCAUGUCCGUCUAUCGCACCUGGGUCGAUGAAUGCUCCCGCCUGUGGCUCAUUGACGCCGGAGUGGUGAAUGCCACGGUGAGUCUUAACCAAAUCUGUCCACCGAAAAUCGUCGCCUACGACCUGCGCACCAACAAGAGAAUCCUUUCAUACGAACUGCCCCCCGACCAAGUCAAACAGGAUUCCCUGCAUUCCAAUAUUUUGGUCGAUGUCCGCGAUGGAAAGUGCGAUGACGCUCAUGUUUACGUGACGGAUGUGUGGCGUUUUGGCAUCGUCGUCUAUAGCUUGGCCAAGAAUCGCAGUUGGCGUGCCACCAACUACAACUUCAAUCCAAACCCCGUGGCCGCGGAUUUCAAUGUGUAUGGCUUGAAUUUCCAGUGGCUCGAUGGUGUCUUCGGAAUGAGCCUGUCACCCAUCAACAAAGCCAACGAUCGAAUUUUAUUCUUCCAUCCAAUGGCCAGUUACAAUGAAUUCAUGGUCAGCACAUCGGUGCUACGUGAUGAAAACAAUUGGCCAGACAAAGCUCAAGACGUAGCUAAAAAUUUCGCUACGAUCGGCACACGUGGACGCCUCGGACAAUCGUCGACCUCGGGCAUCGAUCGUAAUCAAGUUAUGUUCUUUACUCAAGUUCAUCGCGAUGCCAUCGGCUGUUGGGACACACGCAAACCUUAUACGCCGUCAAAUCAUGGCCAAGUGGGUGCUGCCAAUACAUCACUCAUUCAGUUUCCAAAUGAUUUGAAAGUCGAUCAACAAGUCAAGCAGGGCGUUUGGGUGAUGAGUAAUCGAUUGCCAAUCUAUUUGUAUUCGAAACUUGAUUAUAGCGACGUUAACUUUCGAAUUUUGAGAGCGAAUGUAGAAGAUGCUGUAGCUGGGACGGUAUGUGAUCCAAAUACGUCAGCGGCGUCAAUUAAUAUUGCUCCACAGUUCGUUAAUAAUGAAUGUUAUUAAUAAAGAUUUAUUUUAAUUUAUAAUUUAAACAA